GCAGACCAGUCUUAUCUUGGUCUCAAUUUGACCUAUCACUUCCAGCGCAUUACUCUAUCCCUGAUUAUCCAUGUUCUCUAUUAUUCAACGAUACUCUAUACUUCAGUCCUACCAUGACUAGCUCCUCCGUGGUUACUCCGUGCUCUAUACUGCAAAGGAACGAUCAGCCCGUCCGCAGGAGUGCAUAUGACCUGCAUCUCCUGCCUCAUUGGACAGCCAAAGCAGGGAGCGGACAAUAGAUCAAUCAGAGCAGACCUGUGCGUCAUAAGUCGAAUUACUGUCUUGACCAAGAGGUCCAGCAGAGAGUAUAAAGAUGUUGUAUCCCCAGGUACAAUGGACUUCAUUCCUCAUCCCCCCACCAUUUCCUUCAAUCUCCAUACCUCCACCGCCAUGUUGCUGCUCCUGCUGGCUCUGGGCCUCCCUCUGGUCCACGCGUGGUGUGACAUCACGGCGCUGAACCUAACGAGCGGUGUCUACUACACCAGCGAGAAUGAGACCAUCUUCGAGGUCGCAGAGGCAGUGAACCGUGGCGUGUGCGACAUUGCGCGCUACAACCGCAUGGCGGACGCAAUCCUCCCGCUGCUGACAGGCGAGGAGAUCCUCAUCCCGCCAGAGGUGUGCGACCCCGACAACCGGUCGUGCCUGAUCGUGCCGGAGCCCAACGCAACAUACGCCGACUGCAUCAUGGGCGGCCCGCACACGUACACGACGCUCAAGGGCGACAGCAUAGCGUACAUCGCGCUCAAGCUCAACCUCACCGUCGAGGCGCUGCUGACAACCGCCUGGGUGCCGAACAUGGGCGACCCCGACGCCCCCGUCGAGGUCGGCCAAGUCAUCAAGAUCCCGCAGUGCUACCCCAGCCAGUGCAUCGUCCAGCCAGGCGAGUUCUACUAUGGCACCUACAAGGAUCUCGCUGCCAUGCUCGGUACCACCCCAGGCCAGUUGAUGGCCUUCAACCCGACCUACAACCACACGACGGCCUCCCAGGGUCAGGGGCCCUGGAUCAGCUUUUCCAUGGACUGCAUGCCUUUGUCAGAUAAUGUUACUGCUGUCUCAUUGUAGCAUGGGCAGUAUACCAAGAUUAGCUGGUUGUUUAGAAUAUACACCGCUCUCUU
Messenger RNA from Penicilliopsis zonata CBS 506.65, 1115 nucleotides. RefSeq lists its product as hypothetical. The transcript has 2 exons. Bases 187 to 1062 code for a protein of 291 amino acids. The record is from RefSeq and is a predicted model, not a curated record. NCBI's taxonomy places the organism in Eukaryota, Fungi, Ascomycota, Eurotiomycetes, Eurotiales, Aspergillaceae.